Messenger RNA from Anoplopoma fimbria (sablefish), 1536 nucleotides. Its product is annotated as N-acetyllactosaminide beta-1,3-N-acetylglucosaminyltransferase 3-like. Lineage: Eukaryota; Metazoa; Chordata; Actinopteri; Perciformes; Anoplopomatidae. Gene Ontology annotation, cellular component: membrane. The transcript is spliced from 2 exons. The record is from RefSeq and is a predicted model, not a curated record. Gene Ontology annotation, biological process: DNA transposition; DNA integration. Gene Ontology annotation, molecular function: hexosyltransferase activity; DNA binding. The coding region runs from base 1 to 1536 and encodes 511 amino acids.
AUGCCUAAGAUUCACCCUGAGACCAAAGCGUUGAUUAUCAAGAGGCUGAAGACCAGAUCCACUGCUGAGGUGGCUGACACCUUCAAUGUGUCUCAGCGUCAAGUACAACGAAUAAGAAAAAGAUUUGAAGAGACUGGAGAUGUUUUUGACAAGCCCAGGUCCGGCAGACCCCGCAAGACAACUGCUCGGGAGGACAGUUUGUUGGCUCGAAAAUCCAAGGCCAGCCCCUUUUCCACUGCAGCAGAGCUCCACCAGGCCUUGUCACCUCAAGUCCCCGUGUCAACCAGGACAGUUUGUAGAAUUCUGUCUCGAAAUGGCCUCCAUGGUCGAAUCAGUGCCCAGAAACCAGCACUAAACAAAAGAGCUUCAAGAAAGAGAAAAUCCCGAGUAUAUAUUUGGUUGCUGUUGGUAACUUUUCUGGUGGCUGUUUAUCUCCAUAAAGAUUUGCUUCACCACAAAACCAUUCAUGUACAAGAUAGAAAAAACGAUAACGGUCGAACGAAGGCACCAGCCAGAAACAACUCCAUGGUAAUCUCCUGGCCAAAAUGUCAAAUAAAUCAGAGUGUUGCCAACAGCUCAGACUUCAACAAUUUAACUGUUAACUUUCAAGACUUUCUCUACUACCAACACUGUCGCCAUUUCCCCAUGCUACUCGACAUUCCUGACAAAUGUGUUCGGGGUAAUGAAUCUGCAGCCAUACUCUUUCUGUUGGUCAUUAAAAGCUCCCCUUCUAACUACGACCGCCGAGAGGUUCUGCGCAAAACAUGGGCUGAAGAGAGGUUAGAAAAUGGUGUGCAGAUUCGAAGGAUCUUCAUCGUUGGAACUGCGCAGGCUGGUUUUGAGGGAGAGAGACUGAACAAACUCCUCGAACUGGAGAAACGUGAGCACAAUGACAUCCUUCAAUGGGACUUUAAGGACUCAUUCUACAAUCUCACCCUGAAGCAGAUACUCUUCCUUGAAUGGUUUGAAAGAAACUGUCGUCAAGCUGGCUUCCUGCUGAAUGGUGAUGAUGACAUCUUUGCCAACACAAACAACAUGGUAGAGUAUAUCAAAGGGUUAAAAUAUAGUGAUGGAAGCAAGCACCUCUUCAUUGGCUAUCUGAUGGUCAAUUCACCUCCAGUCAGAAAUGUACAGAGUAAGUAUUUUGUUUCAGUUAAUAUGUACAAGUCAGACUACUUCCCUCCCUACUGUAGUGGUGGGGGCUUCAUCAUGUCUGUCCACACAGCUUUGGUCAUAUACGAGAUGUCCAAGUCCAUUGAUCUUGUUCCUAUUGAUGAUGCUUACAUGGGGAUGUGUCUGGCCAAAGCAGGACUAAGACCUGCUUCCCAUAUUGGAGUGGAGCCACUAGGAUGGAACAUUCCCUCCAGCAGAAUAGAUAAAUAUGACCCUUGCUAUUUUAAAGAAAAGCUACUGGUACACGGAUUCUUUUCAGCUAACAUGUAUUUUAUGUGGAAAAAGGUGACUGACCCGAACCUGAAAUGUGAUACCGCAAACAAAUGGCUCAAGAGGAAAAGAACUGUAGCUUUCAGGUGGUGA